Penicillium digitatum Pd1 is the source of this 1635-nucleotide messenger RNA. RefSeq lists its product as uncharacterized. Gene Ontology annotation, biological process: guanine metabolic process. The record is from RefSeq and is a predicted model, not a curated record. Gene Ontology annotation, molecular function: guanine deaminase activity; zinc ion binding. NCBI's taxonomy places the organism in Eukaryota, Fungi, Ascomycota, Eurotiomycetes, Eurotiales, Aspergillaceae. Gene Ontology annotation, cellular component: cytosol.
AUGGGCUCUAUUACCAGUGACAUGGGCUCGCCAACGGAUUAUGCGUUUACUGUCUACCGCGGCACAUUCAUUCAAUCAAUUCUGCCAGACUCGGGGUCCAAACCUGAAUUAUCUCGCAACCAAGGCGCAUUAUGGGUCUGCGCUGUCGAUGGCCGGAUUCGAGGUUGGGACUGGCAUGGCAAUGAUGAGAUUGCGUUCGCUGAAUUGAUGAGUCGGAGUGGGUGGGUAGAUAUCGAUACCAUUGAGGCCCAGGGGCAAGUCAGUGGUCAUGGUUCGAACAUCAAAGUAAGGAUUGUUACCGCAAACGAGGAAAAAAACGAGUUCUUCUUCCCCGGUUUUAUUGACACCCACAUCCAUGCCCCGCAAUACCCAAACGCGGGCCUUUUUGGCUCAUCAACGCUUCUAGACUGGUUAGAGACCUACACAUUCCCAGUAGAGUCACGGUUCGGGUCCGCACCAGACCCAAGAACAGGCCACCAAACCAAAACCGAUCCCCAAGAAACACCCCUCUUAGCCCAGAAAAUCUACGACCAAGUCAUCUCUCGCACUCUAUCCCACGGCACAACUUGCGCCUCAUACUACGCAACAAACCACAUCCCAGCAACCAACGCCCUCUCAUCCCUCUGCCACACCCGCGGCCAACGCGCCUUCGUCGGCCGCGCAUGCAUGGAUAAUACAGACUUCUGCGUAGACUACUACCGCGACUUCAGCGCCGAUGACUCCGUCGUCGCAACUCGCCAGACAAUCGAGUAUAUCCACACCCUGGACCCAGAAGGAAAGCUCGUGAAGCCGAUCAUCACACCGCGCUUUGCGCCCUCAUGCACGAGACCCGCACUACAGAGCCUGGGCGAACUGGCAGCAAGCUAUUCACCCCCACUGCAUAUCCAGACACAUAUCUCGGAGAACAUGAGCGAGCUCGCGCUCGUUAAAGAGCUCUUCCCCGAGGCAGACAGUUACGCCGCUGUUUAUGAUAAAUACAACCUGCUGACGCCGCGCACGAUCCUCGCGCAUGCGGUGCAUCUAUCGGCGGAUGAGCGCGCUCUGAUCCGCGCACGCGAGGCGAAGAUCUCCCACUGUCCGGCGUCGAACUCGGCGCUGGGGUCCGGGAUUUGUCCUGUAAGGACGCUGCUCGAUGAGGGGAUUACGGUUGGGCUUGGAACAGAUGUUAGUGGAGGGUAUAGUCCUAGUAUUCUUGAGGCGGCGCGACAGGCUUGUCUUGCUUCGCGGUUAUUGGGUCAAUCGGCUGCGUGGCAGAGGGAUCAUAUGAAAGGUGUGAAUGGGGGUGGGUCGGAUGGAUGGGAGAAAUUAUCUGCUGAGGAAAGUCUUUAUCUUGCUACGCGUGGUGGAGCGGCAGUCGUUGAUAUGGCAAGUGAUCUCGGGGGGUUUGACAUGGGGAUGUUGUGGGAUGUGCAGUUGAUUCGGCUUGGCGGGGUCAAGUUGACAGGGAAGAGCCCGUUAGAUGGUGUUCCUGGUGAUGGGAGUGCGGAUCUUGUCAAGAAUGGUCCUGUGGGGAAUGUUGAUCUGUUUGGGACGGAGAGUUGGGAGGAGAAGAUUCAGAAAUGGCUUUGGGGUGGCGAUGAUCGGAAUGUGAAGGCUGUCUGGGUUGGGGGGAGAUUGGUCCAUUCAAGGGCUUGA